Seriola dumerili (greater amberjack) is the source of this 1185-nucleotide messenger RNA. Its product is annotated as creatine kinase M-type-like. Gene Ontology annotation, molecular function: creatine kinase activity. The coding region runs from base 1 to 1185 and encodes 394 amino acids. The record is from RefSeq and is a predicted model, not a curated record. The transcript is spliced from 9 exons. Gene Ontology annotation, biological process: phosphocreatine biosynthetic process. Lineage: Eukaryota; Metazoa; Chordata; Actinopteri; Carangiformes; Carangidae.
AUGUGGAAGGUCAAACCUCCAGUUGUGUUUCCUAAGGAGACGAGGUACCGGCCGAUUUUAGAGAGUUUGGUUCCCCCCGACCCCAUGUCCCAGUUCAACCUGAGGAGGGGUUCCCCUGAGGAGGAGUUCCCCGACCUUUGCAGGAACUCUACCUGGAUGGGACGGAUCCUCACACCGGCCAUGUACCGCCGACAGUUCGACCGCUGCACCCACAGUGGGGUCAUCUUUGAUGAUGUCAUCCGCCCGGGCCUGGAGGAACCAGGUGAAUGUUCAGGCCCUGUAUCUGUGGGAUGUGUUGCGGGCGACGCUCAGUCCUACAUCCUGUUCUGUGACUUCUUCGACCGAGUCAUCGAGGCGUACCACCAACACAAGGUCACCAGCCAGACGCCAGAGAGCGACUUCAACUACGAUAACCUGAAGGGGGGUGAUGACUUUGACCGGUCAUACGCCGUACGCUGCGAGGUGAGUGUUGUCCGAGGUGUUGAAGACUUCAGCUUCCCGACACACUGCAGCCGAGGAGAGCGCAGACAGCUCCUCAUGCUGGCCAGGAGAGCUCUGCAGCGACUGGAGGAGGAGGAGCUGCCGGGUCGACUCCUCUUACUAGAGGAGAUGAACCAGGAACAGCAGAAGGAGCUGAAGCUGAACACUCCGUCUUCCUCCCAGCUCCGAAUCGGCAUAGCCCGUGACUGGCCGGAUGCCCGGGCCAUCUGGGUGAGUAAAGAUGGCAGCCUCGUGGUCUGGGUCAACAUGGAAGACCACCUCAGACUGGUGUCUACACGAGAGGACGCCAACAUCGCUGAGGCAUUGAAAUGCAUCUGCAUCAACCUGCAGAAGCUGGAGGUGUACUACAGAGAGCUCCGACACCCGUUCAUCUGGAAGCAGCAGCUGGGAUGGGUGACGAGCUCUCCGGCCGACGUGGGGACGGGUCUGAGGGUUAGUGUCCACCUCAAACUGCAACACCUUCCCAAACACAGACGCCUCGAGGACGUCCUGCAGAGGCUGAGGAUCCGCAUGGACAAAUCAGAAUCCUCUGCGCUGUACCUUGUGAGCAAUGUGGCGACCUUCGGCCUGAGCGAGGUGGUGCUGACCCAGCUGGUGGUGGACGGGGUCAAGCUUCUCAUUGCCAUGGAGAAGAGGCUGGAGGUCAACAGAGACGUCGACGAGCUCGUUCCUACACAGAAGUAG